Molecule: messenger RNA, 3299 nt
Organism: Rhineura floridana
Lineage: Eukaryota; Metazoa; Chordata; Lepidosauria; Squamata; Rhineuridae
Gene: COG7
Product: component of oligomeric golgi complex 7
Exons: 18
Coding region: 808-3111 (767 amino acids)
Biological process (GO): retrograde vesicle-mediated transport, Golgi to endoplasmic reticulum; intracellular protein transport; Golgi organization
Cellular component (GO): COG complex
Source: RefSeq, a predicted model, not a curated record
AGUGGACGCCCCAUGGGCAAAGGCAGUCUACCUUGUGAGGGGAUGGCCGUCCAUUCUGCUGAGCCCCUCCUGUGUCCUAGGGGGAGAGCGAGAGCGGGGGUCUCCUGCCCGGGGUGGGGUGAUGGGUGAGUGGGCACCCCCCCUUUCUGCAUCCCCCCUCCACCUGGGGUUUUUCCAGCCCUUCCUUCCCCCCGUUAUGGACGAGGGUGGGCGAUGCUUUCUCUUUAAAUAAAUGGAAUAAGUAUGCCAAUGCGAUACCCCCCCCCCCAAAAAAAACCCUUUCUCGUUUCACAUACAUGGACUUACUUUUUACCUUUAUAUACCGCUAUUCAUCUAAGAAACUUGCCAGCGUGUUUUCCUGACAACCCAAAGAUGACUGUGCUAGAAUGUUUUUAACAGUACUUUUUAGCUUUGGGAGGGGGAGCUGUUGUUUGUUUAUUUUGUUUAUGUUUGCCGCUCUGGGCUCCAUUGGGAGGAAGGGCGGGAUAUAAAUUCAAUAAAUAAAUAAUCCUCCCCAUCAAUUUUAAGCUCACAACAGCCCUGUAGAGUAGGUUGGGCUGAGAGAUGGCACUUGCCCCAAGGACACUCUGUGAGCUUCAUGGCUGAGUGUCUCUCAGUUCUAAUCUGACCACUACACCACAUUGUCUCUCUCUGUUUCCCCCUGUCCUUCUGCCCCACCUGGUGGGCUGCUGGCCAGUAGACAGAUUGCUCUUGUCAGAAAUCUGAAGCGAUCACCUAUCAGGCUCUGUGUGAAGGCAUUGCUGCUACUGAUCCUGUCCCGCGCAAGGAGGGAGCGUGGCAGCCAGCAUGGAUUUCUCCAAGUUCCUGGCCGAUGAUUUUGAGGUGAAGGCCUGGGUGAACGGGGCUUUCCGGGCAGUACAGCAGGAAGCCCCAGGCAAGGUGGAUGCCCAUGCAGCCACGCUGGUGAUGAAGCUGCAGCUCUUUAUCCAAGAAGUCAACAAUGCUGUUGAAGAGACGAGCCACCAGGCGCUCCAGAGCAUGCCCAGAGUUCUCCGGGAGGUGGAGGCCUUGAAGCAGGAGGCAACUUUCCUGAAGGAGCAAAUGGUCCUAGUGAGGGAAGAUAUUAAGAAGCUGGAACAGGAUACGGCCCAGUCGAUGCAGGUGUUGGUCAAGCUGGAUCAUGUGAAAUCCAGGAUGCAGCUGGCGGCUGACUCGCUCCAGGAAGCAGACAAGUGGAGCACCCUUGGCGCUGAUAUCGAAGAGACAUUUAAAACGCAGGACGUGUCUGUGAUCUCAGCCAAGUUGACCAGCAUGCAAAGCAGCCUGGCUGUGCUGGUGGACACCCCAGACUAUUCGGAAAAGUGUGUGCACCUGGAGGCGCUCAAGAACCGCCUGGAGGCGCUGGCCAGCCCCCAGAUUGUGGCUGCUUUCAAUGCUCAGUCUGUUGAUCAGGCCCGAGUGUUUGUCAAAGUCUUCACUGAAAUUGACCGGAUGCCGCAGCUUCUGGCUUACUACUACAAGUGCCACAAGGUGCAGCUGGUAGCCGUAUGGCAGGAUCUCUGCCAAUCUGACCUCCCCUUGGAUCGGCAGUUGGCGGAGCUCUAUGAUCUGCUGCUUGGAACAUGGCACUCGCAGCUGCAAUGGGCCACACAGGUUUUCAAGAACCCCCACCAGGUUGUGGUUGUUCUGCUGAUCCAGGCGCUGGGCGCUUUGGUGCCCUCGAUACCCAUCUGCCUGAGCACCACCAUGGAGCGUGCUGGCCCCGAAAGCAAGCUGAGCCGCCUCCUGGGGCUGUAUGAUGCCACCACCUACUUUGCGCAUGGCCUGGAAGCUGCCAUGUUGCCCAGCUUGAGGGAGUGCGACUUGGUGAAAGUGACGGAGCUGGUGGAAGCUGUCUACAGCCCCUACAAGCCCUUCCAGCUGCAAUACGGGGCUCUGGAGGAGGGAGACCUCCUCAUCCAGAUGAGCGCCGUCCCUUUGGAGCACGGAGAGGUCCUCGACUGCGUCCAGGAGCUCAGCCACUCGGUGAACAAGCUGUUCAGGCUGGCCUUGGCAGCUGUGGACAACUGCCUCAAGCUGACGGAUGGGCUGGGCGUGGGUGGCCUCCUCAAGGCCUUACGAGCCCUUUUCAGCAAAUAUGCCUCAGACUUCAGCAACGCCCUGCAGUCUAUCAGGAAGAAGUGCAGGUUGGAGGACAUCCCUUCGGAUUCGCUCUUCCAAGAAGACUGGACCGCCUUCCAGAACGCGAUCCGGAUAAUCGCCACCUGUGGGGAGCUCCUGCGCCAGUGUGGGGACUUUGAGCAGCAGCUGGCAAACAGGAUCCUCUCUGCCGCAGGGAAGUAUCUUUCAGAUUCCUACUGCCCCUGCAGUCUGAGCGGCUUGCAGGACUCUGGCUCGGAGAAGCAGAGUCCCAUCAAGAACCCCUGGCAGGAGAACAACUACCUGCAGCAAGAAAGCCCCGCUGAGUACGCCGCCCUCCUGGAGACCCUCUACACUCUCAAGGAGAAAGGGACCAGCCACAACCUGCUCUCAGCAUCGCGGUCGGCCCUCAUGCGCCUCAACCAGAUUGCCCACCAGCUGGCCUUUGAUUCCGUUUUCCUUCGCAUCAAGCAACAGCUUUUGCUAGUCGCCAAGAUGGAGAGCUGGAGCACGAGUGGCACCGGUGAGAUGCUCACAGACGACCUGCCCACCUUCAGCCUCACCCCGCUGGAGUACAUCAGCAACACCGGCCAGUACAUCAUGUCCCUCCCUCUGCACCUGGAGCCCUUUGUCACCCAGGAAGACUCUGCGCUGGAGUUGGCCUUGCAUGCUGGGAAGCUGCCCUUUCCUCCAGAGCAAGGCGAUGAGCUUCCCGAGUUGGACAACAUGGCAGACUAUUGGCUGGGCUCCCUCGCCAGGGCCACAAUGCAGACGUACUGCGAGGUCAUCCUCCAGAUCCCUGAGCUCACUCCUCACUCCACUAAGCAGCUGGCCACCGAUAUUGAUUACCUGGUCAACGUGAUGGAUGCUCUGGGCCUCCAGCCUUCCAAGGCUCUGCAGAACAUCGUUGCCCUCCUGAAGACCAAAGCAGAGGACUACAAGCAGGCGGCCAAAAACUACCCCCGGCGCUUGGCCAGCAGCAUUGCGGCCAUGAGGAGCCUGGAUUACUGAGUUCUUGAACUUCUGGGCCGGAGUUUGGCAUCUUCAACGGGCACCUUCAUGCGGAAACAUCGUCAGGUGUGCCGAGGCCUUCGUGGUGUGCUCCUUCCCAGGUGCUCUGAGGGACUCUGUUGGAGUGCAGUUGAGAUGUAGGCAGAUGGUCUAUUUGUCAGUAGCUCUAUAAAUUUCUUAAACAGUCA